CGAGGGGCUAUAAAAGCAGGCGGUGUGCACGUUCAAGUCACAAUCACCUCACACACUCAUUGAACCAACAAGUCUUAAGACUCAAAGACUCCUGCGAUACAUCACUUAAAACGGAAUUGUGCUGUGGAUUAUUCCAGCGCCGUGCAUCCAAGAUGUCCAGCUUGUGGCUCAGUUUGGCUUUUACCUUCUCAAUGCUUUGCAUGCAAGUCGGGUGCUGGUCCUACUUCUACUCCAACAAGACCAUGGACUGGCAGAAAGCCCGAGCGUGGUGCCAAGAACACUACACCGACAUGGUGGCCAUCCAAAACCAGGGGGAGAUCAGCCACCUCAACAGCUGGCUGCCAAAAAAGCCCACCUACUAUUGGAUCGGGAUCCGUAAAAUCAACGGCACCUGGACGUGGGUGGGCACCAACAAGUCUCUCACCGCCGAGGCCACCAACUGGGCCAAGGGGGAGCCCAACAACGGCAUGAAUGGCAGGAUCCUCGGCGAGAGCGAGGACUGCGUGGAGAUGUACAUCAAGAGGAAUUCGCAGCCCGGGAAGUGGAACGACGAGAGGUGCAGAAAGAGGAAAACGGCUUUGUGCUACACAGCUGCUUGUCAAAAAGACUCAUGCGUCCAUGGAGAGUGCGUGGAAACUAUAAACAGCCACAGAUGCCAAUGCUUUGACGGCUUCUACGGAGACAAGUGUGAGCAUGUGGUUCAGUGCAACAAAAGCGAACUGACCCCCCCUCACAGGGGCAUUGUCGUCUGCGCCGGCAAGUACGGCGAAUACGCCUUUGACUCCCUGUGUCACUACUCCUGCGAGGAGGGAUUCGAGCUCAGCAGGCCCGAACCCUUGCUGUGCACCUCGUCCAAAAACUGGUCACAACUUCCUCCUACAUGUCAAGCCGUUCAAUGCCCUGCUCUCCUCCACUUGGACAACGGCACAGUCAGCUGUGGCGACGACCCACACGGCAGGUUCAGCUACGGGAGCAGCUGCACUUUCAGCUGCGACCUCGGCUUUCGGAUGGCGGGCCCGAGCACCGUGACGUGCACGUCGGCGGCGCAAUGGAGCGAGGUCAUACCGCGCUGUGAAGCAAUCACAUGCCCCGCCCCCGAAGUUCCCAAAAGAGGCCACAUGAACUGCACCCCAUCCCUUCUCCCAUCCUGGAGCCUCCCUCCUCACGGUACUGUCUGCACGUUCAGCUGCGACGAAGGCCACGAGCUCCAAGGCGCGGCCAGCACGGCGUGCACGCAUUUAGGCGAGUGGAGCUUCGCGCCUCCGACGUGCACAGAGUCCACGUUUGAGGUGAGCGCCAUCACAGCUGGGGCAACAAUAGGAGGCGCCGUGUCCUUGUCGACUCUGUCGCUGGUCAUGUGGAUCCUGAGGCGCAUGAGGAGGAAAGCAAACAAGUUUGAGCUCAGCAGCAACUCUGACAUCGAAGUUCCCCCUCAGGUCUACAAAAACAGCAUUGACAGCCUCAUAUAGGACCGUUACAUCACCUUCACCCGUGAACGACGCCGGCCUGCGAGGUCAUCUGAAAAGCAGAAUUCAAACAAAAUUAUGAUACUUUUGUCAAUGUCGCUGACAUGUAUUUCCUCCCAAAGGGAGUUUGUAUUGAGCAUAUUGUUCAACACCUUUAGGAACAUGCAGAAAGUGUGACGUUACAUAACAGAGUGCACUGCCGCGUCCUUAAUAAGCUGUGAGUAGAUUUGUGUAUUUAUGUAAUAUUUGACAUUAUUUAUUGUAGCGUUUGAAAUGCUUUUUUACACCCUGUUGAUCUGUGGUAAUUUUCAAACUAUUGCCCAUGUGCUUUAAUUUUGCUUUUCCAUAUCAUGUCACUAAGUUGUAUUUACUGUAUUUAAUACAUGCAUUUCAUAAUAAAAGAUAAAUA
Messenger RNA from Syngnathoides biaculeatus (alligator pipefish), 1875 nucleotides. RefSeq names its product E-selectin-like. The transcript has 9 exons. The record is from RefSeq and is a predicted model, not a curated record. Gene Ontology annotation, biological process: negative regulation of complement activation, classical pathway. The coding region runs from base 153 to 1469 and encodes 438 amino acids. NCBI's taxonomy places the organism in Eukaryota, Metazoa, Chordata, Actinopteri, Syngnathiformes, Syngnathidae.